AUGAGCGACGAGCAUCAACAACAACAACAACAGAAUCAUAACGAACAUAUGAGUGAAGAACAUCAACAUCAACAUCAACAAGCACAACAAGAGAAUGAAAAUGAACAAGUACAUAAAGAUGAUGAUACUUCAUCACCUGUAGCUACAGAACCAAUAAUAGAGAUAAAGGAUAAAGAUGAGUUGUUGACGGAGGAUGGCAAAGAGAAGAGAUUAUGCAAACAUAGAGGAUCAUGUCUACACAGUUGUCUUAGGAUUUGGAUGAGAGGAUUACUCAUUGGUUAUGGAAUGAGAGCAACACUUGCACUAUUAUCAGCAUUGUUUGUUAGAAGAUUAUAUAAAAACCCAAGGAAAUUGAUCAAUCAAUCCUUAUUGCACAAGGAACCUAUUGGAUUCGGAUUGUUUGUUGCGUUCUAUACUGGUGGAUUCAGAGCAAUCAAUUGUUUCCUGAGGAAUGUCAGGGGAAAGGAAGAUGGCUGGAACAGUGCCAUCGCCGGUUUCUUUGCCGGCUCUGCCAUGAUGUUCUCAAAGAGCACAGAGAUGGCACUUUAUCUCUUUGCCAGAGCACUAGAGAGUUUGUUCAACGCUGCUCACAAGAGAGGAUAUGUUGGAUCAUGGAAGCAUGGCGAUUCUGCUUUGUUCUGUUUCAGCACAACGAUGAUGUUCUAUGCUUUUGUCUGGGAGCCAAAGACUUUGCGUCCAUCUUAUUGGAAGUUCUUGACAAAGGUUGCUGGAAAGGGCUUGGACCUGGCAACAACUACCGCCAAGAUGAGAGAGAUGUACUAUGUCUCAAGAGGACUACCAGUUCCAAUCGAUCUAUAA
Acytostelium subglobosum LB1 is the source of this 819-nucleotide messenger RNA. RefSeq lists its product as hypothetical. Bases 1 to 819 code for a protein of 272 amino acids. The transcript has 3 exons. NCBI's taxonomy places the organism in Eukaryota, Evosea, Eumycetozoa, Acytosteliales, Acytosteliaceae. The record is from RefSeq and is a predicted model, not a curated record.